Molecule: messenger RNA, 2945 nt
Organism: Anoplophora glabripennis (Asian longhorned beetle)
Lineage: Eukaryota; Metazoa; Arthropoda; Insecta; Coleoptera; Cerambycidae
Product: transmembrane protein 198
Cellular component (GO): plasma membrane
Source: RefSeq, a predicted model, not a curated record
GUUACAGAUGCUUCAAAACGACGAUGUUUCUCACUGGAUUCAUCUUCGCGUCCAGUAUAGUAUACCUGAUAUGUUUGCAGGGUGAACUGAUGCCAUAUUAUGGAAACAUUGGAGUUUCCUUACUUGCCGGAGUGCUUUUCGGACUGAUCACAAUGCUGGUGCAGUACGUGGGGUUGUUUAUGAGCGGCCUGCAUACAGGCGUGCUCUUGGGCUUGGCGUCGCUGUUGACGGCAGACCAUUUCAUGGAAACCUCUCCCAAGGGGUCCGUUUGGCUGUGUGUGUCUGUCCUGCUUUGUUCAGCCGUAACAACCGCCAUUCUCAACUUAUACUUUAGAAAAAGUCUCACGAUACUGGGCUCAAGUUUAUACGGAGGAGCUGUGCUCUCAGUAGCUAUAGAUUACUUUGUAGAAAGAUUGUCGAUGGUGUCUUGGAUGUGGCAACGGGUGUCCCUCAAACCGGUACAACCACCGCCGUGCUGGUUUUCUUGGAUCGUGCUGGGUGCUUGGCCGACCUUUGUCUUAGCGGGUUUGAUAAUUCAGUUCGCUUUUACAGGCAGGGGGAUCCAUCACGAAGACGCAGCAGCUGGACGAAAAAAGCCGAGGCCAAGUACCAGAGGCAUUACGAGAGCUGACCGAGCUGAAAUGCGGCAAAAGAAGUACAGAUAUCUUUAUCAAGUUCGAACGGCUCAUGGAGAUGUUAUAAGCCAGAAUUUCGUACAGCAGUUGCAAAAAAAAGACAGCACAGACGGCCAAGGCGAAUGUAGUACGCUUCAGUCGGAUGCAACCCACCUCACAAUUCUACCGGACGCACAACUGGCUGCCCUUACGGAAAGUGAGGACGACAGCCAGACGGAAAUAACAGCCAGGCGAUGAAUACUCAUUGUAUUUUUUAUUUUCUUGCUUGACGAGAUUUUUAUAUGAAAGCUUGGUAGUUGAGAGAACAUUGAAAUUUUGAAGAGUUUUAUAUUCUAAGCUUUUAAGACAAUAAUGUACGAGAAGGGGAAUUAUGUAACAAAAAAUGAGUGAAACUAAUUAUUAUAAACUGCAUUUAAUGUUAGUUUUAACAAACGUUUCAAGAAAAACUGCCAUACUACUACGUUUUCCAAGCUAUUAGAAAAAAAGUUAGUGUUUAGUAGAAAAAACGCACUAAAAUAGUAUCUGUUUUUCAAAAAAUCAAAAGGAAAAGUCAUUUUAAACAAUGAUUUCCAGUCCCUCUAAAUUUUCUGAGUAGUUAAUUGCUCACUAUACAUUUGUAAAAAAUAUUUUUCUAUUUGAUACUCAUUUGUAUUAUCGCAGAGGAAACUCGGACAAUGACAAUUUCAAUACAUCGGCAAAUGACUAUCUUGUUGAAGUCAUAACACUCCAAGUCUCAAAGCAAAGACUUAGUUCAAGGAAGGAUGAGCUAUAAAACCAAAUCUUAGAAAUCCAAUAUGCUAUCAACAUUCUUAGAUUGAUAAAAAAAUAUACAGUGUGACUCACUAAGAACAAGGACAUGCCUCGAAAUUUUUUUCUAGCGCUCAACUUUUUUUUUAUAAAUAGUGCCUCUUAGAUAUAAUCGAACGAAUUGCAAUUAAUCCAUGGCAAGCUGUUUAUUUUUCCAAAGUUAUUUUUCUAAAAUCACAUUAGCUUUGCUCCUAUCGCAAUAGAAUCAGUUUCCUACAGUCGCAUUUGAUUCGAUACAAUGAGUUUUGAACUUUAUGUAAGCAUUAUAUCGGAAUGCUUUUGACUGUUGAAAUUUGUUUUGAAUAGCUCGAGGAAUAUUAAAAACUUAAUCUGAAAUUUCGUCCAUUUGUAAUGCGGAGUAAUUGUAAUAAGGCCACUAUUUAUUUAAAAAAGUUAUUUCACUCCUGCAUCCUAAAUAAAUUUAGUGAAGUGUCUCAGUUGUUCAUAGGCCUCAUUGUAUAUUUUGCUCAAAAAUAUUUGAACUAAGAAUAAUUUAAAAAGUUGAAUAAGCACAAAUUACACAGGCACAUAAAAAAAAUUCAUGAACCAGAGGGUAGACCCCCACUAUUCUUAGGUUUUUGGGGUUGCUGAAACCGAAUAUGACCAUAAAAAAUCAUUUCAAUUGCCUGUUUUCCCGCUAGCGCCCCCUGAAGGGGGUUGAAUUUUAAAUUUUCAUACAAAAUUAAAAUGUAUGCGUAUUUCUAUGUUUUUUGGGACGCUGAAACCGAAAAUGACUACAAAAAAUGAUAUCCAGUUACUCGAUUACCCUCUUGCACUCUCUUACAAUCAUUUAAAAGAACCAGCAGGAUCCAUAUGAAAGUUGGCUCUCGGUAAAUUGCGCUAACGUUUUCAGAAAAAAGAAGAAAACCAAAGUUUUCAUGGGCUCAAUGCUCGAAAUUUCAAUGAUCCAGAGUCAAUUACCUGUUAAAUAGACAAGUUAAAUAGUACCUCCAGCUUCUAUGUUGUAAACGUCAAUACUUCACUGAUCAGAAAUAUUAGCUCUUAGAUGUAUUUUUGAUUUGGUUCAACUCUUAGCGCAACCCAGGAACAAUGGCGUGGAGGUGGUAGGUUUCUGUUCCCUUUGGGGUGCUUGAUUAACGUGAGUCCCCUUGCCUCUCACAAUUCGAGGUGCUUGAUUAACGUGUGAGUCCCCUUGCCUCUCACGGUUCGUGGUGCUUGAUUAAAGUGAGUCCCCAUGCCUCUCACAAUUCGGGGUGCUUGAUUAACGUGAGACCCUUGCCUCUUACGGUGCGGGGUGCUUGAUUAACGUGACUUCCCUUGCCUCUCACAAUUCGGAGUGCUUGAUUAACGUGAGUCCCCUUGCCUCUCACAAUUCGAGGUGCUUGAUUAACGUGUGAGUCCCCUUGCCUCCUCACGGUUCGUGGUGCUUGAUUAAAGUGAGUCCCCAUGCCUCUCACAAUUCGGGGUGCUUGAUUAACGUGAGUCCCCUUGCCUCUUACGGUGCGGGGUGCUUGAUUAACGUGACUUCCCUUGCCUCUCACA